This is a messenger RNA of Aspergillus ruber CBS 135680, 862 nucleotides long. RefSeq lists its product as uncharacterized. The transcript has a single exon. Bases 182 to 709 code for a protein of 175 amino acids. NCBI's taxonomy places the organism in Eukaryota, Fungi, Ascomycota, Eurotiomycetes, Eurotiales, Aspergillaceae. The record is from RefSeq and is a predicted model, not a curated record.
GACAUACUAGCCGUGGACAGGCUAGUGUCGGCAGGAAUGAUUAGUGCCGUUUCAGAGCUGCCGCAGAGAGUGGAUGUAGUACACACGGUAGAGAUUACUUGCACUAUGCACGGUAUAGACAAAGACGUUAUAAUAAAAUACAAGACAGUCAUCGUAUAUAAAUCAAGGGAUUUUAUACUACAUGGUACAAGCAUGUACAGAUAUAGUAUGCCAAUCAAAUAAAGCAGUGAAACACAAUGCAUCCCAAUCGGGUAUAGCGCGGGUGCCUCUCCAAACCGCCAAAGAACGACGACGACGACGACCCUGUCUGAGCACAACUGCCGGCGGUUGCUGUCUCUCUUUUUCUUUCUUCUCUCUGUGUUUCUGUUGUCUGUUCCUCUGUCCUUGCUUGUCUUGUUCCUGUGCCUACUCCGUAUAUCUUCAUUCAUCUAAUCUCAAGCAUAUCUCAUCUCCGAGGCUAAGGUUGCGACUAGCCUCACUACAGCUUCGGCCUAAGAAAUCCCCUGAGCUCAGACUCCAGAGGCGCCAUUGUGAGUAUUUCAUCAUUGAGACUGAAAUUGUCAGAGUCUUGGUUUCCUGCUCACUGUUGAUAUAUCAGUAUUCACAGUGCCCCAGAAGAUUCCCACUCACCCCGCCAAAACAACCACAUCCCUUCCCCGAGACGACGACCACCACCACGACCAUCACGACCUUCUCCCCUGAACUCUAGCACAGCCUCUUUCUUUGUCUUCUUCAAUUGACUUGUGUUUGGCGGACAAGACCAUCGUCAUUUCGUCAUAAUCAAGUGCUCGUGCCUCUUACCUCCACAACUUCGAUACCCCCCCUGUCGAUCCCUCUCUUUGCGGGCAAAAGCUCCCAGCGU